Messenger RNA from Lodderomyces parapsilosis, 753 nucleotides. It is a transcript of the gene HFL1, whose product is annotated as DNA polymerase epsilon noncatalytic subunit. The transcript has a single exon. NCBI's taxonomy places the organism in Eukaryota, Fungi, Ascomycota, Pichiomycetes, Serinales, Debaryomycetaceae. Gene Ontology annotation, cellular component: nucleus; CHRAC. Gene Ontology annotation, molecular function: protein heterodimerization activity. The coding region runs from base 1 to 753 and encodes 250 amino acids. The record is from RefSeq and is a predicted model, not a curated record.
AUGAUCAUGAAGAUUAUACCAAAAUGUAGAUUAAUUUUGUGGUGGAAAAGAAAAUCAAAAAGCCAAUUGCAAAAGGACGCGUUGACCUUUCUCUUCAACAACACUACUUUUAAUAUGACUGACGACAACGCUGUGAACACGACCAAUCCAUCGGCAGAAGUUGAGCCUCAGCCUCCUCAAGACACUGCUGUGCCUCAUGAUGACUCCACGAAUGGAGAACAAGACUCUCUGCAAAUGUCACUCCCCAUGUCCAAGAUCAAAAAGAUUUUCAAAAUGGACCCAGAUUUUUCAGGAGCAAGUCAAGGUGCGAUUUACGCCACGGGAUUGGCUACAGAGCUAUUUGUUCAAUACUUUGUUGAACAGGCCAGUCUAAUGGCAAAAGUGGACAAGCGCAAAAAGAUACAAUAUAAAGACUUUGCUAAUGCCGUCGGUGGUCAUGAUGCUUUGAAUUUUUUGAGUGAUACGAUACCCAAAACUCAUGCAAUAGGUGACCUAAUACAAAGAAAAAAGGUUAAUACGCUAGAGUCUAUUCAGCCAAACCGAAAUCCAGAAGAAAGUAGGCCAGCUUCAAAAGCGCCCGCCAAUGUUGUAUCAAAACCUGAUCCAAUACUCCCCAAAGGCCAACAAAUUCUCAAUUUCGGCUCUGCUUCUAAAGAGGAAACCCCCGUCAGGAAAGCAGGAAUAAACGAUUUAGUAUCUUCUCAAAGCGAGAGUAAUUCCGGUGAUGUACAAGAUGUUGAAAUGAAGGAUUAA